Molecule: messenger RNA, 354 nt
Organism: Apaloderma vittatum (bar-tailed trogon)
Lineage: Eukaryota; Metazoa; Chordata; Aves; Trogoniformes; Trogonidae
Product: protein MRP-126-like
Exons: 3
Coding region: 1-354 (117 amino acids)
Biological process (GO): endothelial cell migration
Cellular component (GO): cytoplasm; extracellular exosome
Molecular function (GO): calcium ion binding
Source: RefSeq, a predicted model, not a curated record
AUGAGCAAGACCUCCCAGACCCAGGAACCGCGCUCCGAGCUGGAGAAGGCCAUGGAUAUCAUCAUUGAUGUCUUCCACCAGUACUCAAGGCGGGAAGGGGACAGGGACACCCUGACCAAGAGCGAGCUGAAGCUCCUGAUUGAGAAGCAGCUUGCAAACUACCUGAAGCACGUGAAAAACAAGGCCACCAUCGAUACAAUCAUGAAGGACCUCGACCUCAACAAGGAUGCGCAGAUCAGCUUUGGCGAGAUGAUGCUGCUGAUCGUCCGGGUGACCAUUGCCACCCACGAGCACCUGCAUGAAGUUGAGGACCAGCAGCACCAGCACAAACACCAGCACCAACACCACCACUGA